UGACUGAUGAUGAUCUUUAUCUGAAUCUGAUUUUAGGUCAGUUCCUAGAAAUGGAACAUCAUUUUCUGUGAAGUUCAGCACCUGUUUGUCCUCCCAGCUGUGCUGCAGCUUGUCUGAUUGCAGGCCACCAACACUGCAGAAUGCUGUUCAGCCCACUCCAGGGCUCUUGCCUUGUUUUCAUUUGCAUUUUUUUAAAUUACUAGAGAAGUUGAACAUUUUUUUUUUUUAAAUUUCAGAGAGGAAGGGAGAGAUAGAAACAUCAGUGAUGAGAGAGAAUCAUUGAUCAGCUGCCUCCUGUAUGCCCCAUACUGGGGAUCGAACCCACAACCCGGGCAUGUGCCCUGACCAGGAAUUGAACCGUAACCUCGUGGUUCAUAGAUGGAUGCUCAACCCCUGAGCCACGCCUGGCGAGAAGUUGAACAUUUAAAAAAUGUUUACAGAAUAAUGUACUCUGGGCCUGGGUUGUGUCCUGAAAUGCACACCCUGGUUCUUACUCCAGGGUCAGCUGAGGUGGGGCGGCUGCUGCCUGCUUCCCUGAGUUCCCACCCUUUGGUGUCCAUGCGUCUUUUGGAUUCUUCUUUAAAAAUCAGCUUAACUCACCCAUUUAAAUAUCCUAUUAAAGAUAUUUAGUAUAUUCACAGGGGGCACCCAUCACCACAAUCUAAUUUUAGGACAUGUUCGGACUCCCUAAAAGAAACUCCGUUCCCAGGAGCAACAUGCCCUAUGUCUCCCCAUCUCUCCCACAUCCAGCCCUAAGCAGUUGGACCCAUUCUUCCAGCCUCAGCACCCAGCAUGGCAUCAGAGUCAGUGAGCAGCCUGUGUAGGUUGUCUAAAUCCCGAGGACCUGUUGGCUCCAUCCCCUGGAGCCCAGUUCACGGUCGCACCGGCGAGCAGAAUGCUCAGGGCAGCAGUGGGCAGAGGAGAGCUAUGCGAGUGCAGCAUGGGUGUGCCGUUGGACCACGGGCGCCCGCGGGGGUGCGGGAAACGCUAUGCACCGGGGAUGCGGGAGUGGUAGCGGCCCAUGUCCGGGGUGUGUCCCCGGCGGGGCCUGGUCUAGGGUCCGCGAGGGUCGCCUGGAGAUGGUAGCUGGCCGCUGGGCGCUGGCGGAGCUGCCCCGCCCCGAGAGGCGCCAGCCCAGGCGGCGCCCGGGCGGCCGGGUGGGCGUGGCCGCGGGGCCGGGGGCGCCGGUGGGCUCCGCGUGGGGGAAGAUCCCGAGGGGCGGGGGCGGGCCCGCGCGGCGCAUGCGCGCUGCAUUGUUUUGACUGAAAAUGCCGUCUGUUUCGAAAGCAGCGGCGGCGGCGCUGAGCGGGUCCCCCCCGCAGACGGAGAAGCCGACCCACUACAGGUAUCUAAAGGAGUUUAGGACAGAGCAGUGCUCCCUGUUUGUGCAGCACAAGUGCACCCAGCACAGGCCAUUUACCUGUUUCCAUUGGCAUUUCCUAAAUCAGCGUCGGCGCAGACCGCUCCGCAGGCGCGACGGCACCUUCAACUACAGCCCAGACGUGUACUGCUCCAAGUACGACGAGGCCAGUGGCGUGUGCCCCGACGGCGACGAGUGUCCGUACCUGCACCGGACAACCGGCGACACCGAGCGCAAGUACCACCUGCGCUACUACAAGACGGGCACGUGCAUCCACGAGACCGACGCCCGGGGCCACUGCGUGAAGAACGGGCCGCACUGCGCCUUCGCCCACGGCCCCCUGGACCUGCGGCCCCCGGUGUGUGACAUCCGGGAGCUGCAGGCCCAGGAAGCCUUGCAGAACGGCCAGCUCGGCGGUGGGGAUGGCAUCCCUGACCUGCAGCCUGGGGUCUUAGCCAGCCAGGCCAUGAUCGAGAAGAUCCUGGGCGAGGACCCCCGGUGGCAAGACACCAACUUCGUGCUGGGCAGCUACAAGACCGAGCAGUGCCCGAAGCCGCCACGCCUCUGCCGCCAGGGCUAUGCGUGUCCCCACUACCAUAACAGCAGGGACAGGCGGCGGAACCCCAGAAGGUUCCAGUAUCGGUCCACUCCGUGCCCCAGCGUGAAGCACGGCGAUGAGUGGGGUGAGCCCUCGAGGUGUGACAGUGGGGACAGCUGUCAGUACUGCCAUUCACGCACGGAGCAGCAGUUCCACCCUGAGAUCUACAAAUCCACAAAGUGCAACGACAUGCGCCAAACCGGCUACUGCCCUCGGGGUCCUUUCUGUGCCUUCGCACAUGUGGAAAAGAACCUGGGAAUGGCCACCGACUGGGGCUGCCGAGACCUCACGCCCACCAGCAGCUCCACGGCCAGCAGCGGCCCACCUGGAAACGCAAAGUGGAGGGACUCACCUGCUGACGGCAGCCAGAAAGCCAGUGAGCACGACAGUAAGCAGAACCACCUGGCGGUGUUUACAGUGGUUCACCCGCUUGCUCCCAGCGUGAGCUCCAGCGUGGCGUCCAGCCUGGCGUCCAGUGCUGGUUCCAGCGGCUCCUCCCCCACUGCUCUGCCCAUUCUCUCGGCCCGUGCCCACCCACUGGACCCCACUGGCAGUGCCCUCGAGUCCAUCCCAGGUCCUGCCUUAGAGCUCCAUCUUAGUGAUGUAAGCCUCGCUCCCCUGGAUAAGGAGCUGGACGAGCAGGACGGAAGUGACCUGGGACCCACAGGUCAGAGGUCGCUGGGGGGCUCAGAGCCCGUCACCAUUCCUGGCUGCCUGGCCCGCUCCCCAUCCCUGCAAUCCUCGUCAUCCCUGUCCACCUCCCCGCUCAGCUCGCUCUCCCAGUCCUUGUCGGGGCCUCUUGUCUCCUCGGCCAUGACGCCCCCCCAGCAGCCACCACCCCUCAAGUCGGAGCCCAGGGUGCUGGGCUCCUCGGCCUCGUCCUACAACUCCCUAGGUUUGAAUGGCGUCCCUGGGAGCAUCUGGGACUUUGUUUCCGGCAGCUUCUCUCCCAGCCCGUCCCCCAUUCUGAAUGCCGGCCCCACAUCCACUGCAAGUGCAAGUCCAAAUGGCGCCGAACUGGCACGGGUCAGGCGGCAGCUGGACGAGGCCAAGAGGAAGAUCAGGCAGUGGGAGGAGUCCUGGCAGCAAGUGAAGCAGGCCUGUGACGCAUGGCAGCGGGAGGCCAAGGAGGCGAAGGAGCGUGCGCUGGCAGCGGACAGUGCCCGGCAGCUGGCACUGCAGAAGAAGGAGGAGGUGGAGGCCCAGUUCAGGCAGCUGCAGGAGGAGCUGGAAGGCCGGGGCAUGUCCACACUCCCGGGGCUGCGGGGCUGCAGCGACAUCGGUGCCAUCUCACUGCCCAAGCUACAGUCGCUGCAGAGUCAGCUACGCCUGGAUCUGGAGGCGGUGGACGGGGUGAUCUUCCAGCUCAGAGCGAAGCAGUGCGUGGUGUGUGGGGAGCCGGCCCGCGGCGCCGUCCUGCAGCCCUGCCAGCACCGUGUGCUCUGCGAGCCCUGUGUGGCCAGUGCGCCCGAGUGCCCCUACUGCGAGGGCCAGCCCCUCCAGUGGUGACAGCAGCCAUGGUGGCCUCACUUCCUGGUGCCACCGACGUCGGGACCCCAGCCCAGCUGCAUCGUUUCAUGGUAUUCUCGUAGACCUUAAAGGCAAACCCACGCACCCACCUGCAGCCCAGGUUUCGGGUGGGCACAGUAAUGACAUGGGGUUUGCGGUCCUGACACUACUGUGACCACAUCCUGGGAGUUCACGUCCCGGGCAAGCACUUUGUAAGCAGAGGAAUUUACGUGGACGGUCUCAGCUGCUAUAAGCUGCUUUCUAGGUUCAUGUCUUUUUAAUAUGCCAUAUGAAGCUUUGUAUGUGUACUGUGAACUUAAAGUAUUUCCUAUCAGUUUAUUGUAAUUCAUAGUAUGGUAAAUAUAUUAGAUUUCAUAUUCUGAAAUUAGUACUUAUGAAAUGAGCAUUUAUCUAGUAGUGAGAAAUGCCUAGGAUUUUUAUAGGUUUUAAAUUAAGUGCAAAUAGUAUUUAUAGCAGAGUGAUUAUUGAAAGACAUACAUUUAGAUGUUUUUAAUUUUAUGAAAGGAACUGUUCCUAACCAUGUGCUUGUGCACACUAAUAGGAGUUUUAUUUCCCAACACCGUGCAAAAUGAGGGAGCUCAGUCACGCAUCUACGACCCGUGGCCACUUUUUCUAAGUGCCUGUGCCUUGCAAAAGGAGAAUGGUUCAUUUGGUUUUAUUUUCUCCCUUGAAACUUCGUGAGACAAUUUGAUACUCAUGAAAAGUGCAACCAAGGGGGUACAUCUGUUUUACAAACCGCUUUGCAUAGCUUCCUGGAGCUGGCCCCUGGGCACUCCCCACACCUGGGACCACCUGGACUCCUGCCAGAGUGGGCAGGCUCGCCCGUCUUCAGCACAUUCGACUUCAGGCGACACUUUGGACACUGUUGUCUGAACUGUGUGUCUAGGUAUUGUCAGUCAUCCGUGAAGACCUGCUGUGCCAGGGCAGGGGGCUGCCCUGAGGACCUGGCUCUAAUGCUGGUCCCCGGGCUCCCCAAGUAGCAGCCUGGCUUCAGGUCCAUGGAGGAAACGCCCGAGAACGGGUCUGAUUUAGUGAUGACCUGAAGUCUUCUCUGGUCUACGAGGGGUCAUUUUUUUCUAGAAAUCUGGGAAAAGAUGUCUGUAGUUUACCCCAGCUUUGCUCAGUGAGGCCAAUCUAGAUUGCUGUGAGGAAGUCUUCGCAGAACCUGCCAUUUGGGAGGCAGGAGCAGGUACUGGCCCCUCUAGCCUGGAAGUGAACACUUGUGUUUCUACUUGCCUGGGGCUUUGCCAAAGAAUUUUAAUAGCAUUUUUAAAGUGCAAAGUGACUAGGUAAAAAUUUUUAUCAGUGACCAAAUUAGAAUGUAUUUACUAUAAUAAGCGUAAAACAUUUUUAACAUAAGACAAACUGAUAAACAGUUAUCAUUUUAAAGGCGGACCCAUGACAUUCCACAGCUAGUGUGCUACUAAGGUUAACUAUUGACUUGGUUUUAAUAAAUCCUGUUUUUAAUUAUAGUGAUGAUGACUUAUUAGGUCUUAGAAAUUACGUAUAUUUUGUGCUGUUAUCACUGUUUAAAAUUAUUUUUUAUUAAUAUUUAUGCACUUGUUUCCAUGUUAGGCCUUCGGCCUUUUUGGGGAUAACAGGACCGUGUUUAUUACUGAUAUCUAGCCUAGACAUUUUACAAUUAUAAACAAUUUAGAACAAUUAAGCUUUAGGUCUAUUUAUAAGCUACUCGGUCAGUUCUGUGGAGUUUGGGGGCCAUAGGUGUAGUGCCCACAGGGGUACCACAGCUGGUGUUCGGGCGCAGCCCUUGAGCACUUAACCUUCUCAGGUCAGGACUGGCUCUGAGAAUAGAUGUGUGGUGGGAAGACCAAAGAACCAUCCAGAAUGGAACUCCCAGGGUGCCCGGGCGCAGUUAGGGCUGUCAUUGUGGUACACUCCCAGGGGGCUGCUCCUUGGGGUCCUCCCCCACCACCUGCAGGGGCCCUGAUCUUAUGAGGGAGCCACCCUUUGCAGGCCUCAUGGGCUUAGGGGCCUCACCAUCCCCUCUGUGGGUGGGAGGGGAGUGCUGGGUGCAGCAGUGAAAGCCGUGUGGUGCUCAGUGUCUCAGCUCUAGUGCUCAAUAUUAGCAGUAAUAUUAUUGUCAUACUAUUUGUGCAGCUGAUCAGCAAACCUCACUCAGUGUGUGGACGCUUCAUGUGGACUAAUUUAUGAAAGCCCCCCAUCUGUAUGUUUGUUCUGAGUAUUUAGAUGAGAAUGUUAUUGGAAUGGAAUUUUCUUAACCCAGAAGGUAGUAUUUAUAAGGCAUAAUCAUUUACGUUAGUGAAUUGUUUAAAGUUAACACUUGUUUAAAUUUUUUUACACUACAACAUUUAUGCAAUGGUUUACAGAAUUCAUGGAAUUAUUUUUAUCAGUAUGGAAUUAAAACUUUGAAUCUUUA
Messenger RNA from Myotis daubentonii (Daubenton's bat), 5886 nucleotides. RefSeq names its product unk like zinc finger (gene UNKL). NCBI's taxonomy places the organism in Eukaryota, Metazoa, Chordata, Mammalia, Chiroptera, Vespertilionidae. The record is from RefSeq and is a predicted model, not a curated record. Gene Ontology annotation, molecular function: metal ion binding.